AUGCUGCCUCCAAUAGCUUGGGCCAACACUAGUACCAUGCUACUGGGACACCUGGAUGGAGCCGACCUCGGUGUUCUUUGCUGUUACUUCAUAAUUGUUUUUGCCGUGGGAAUUUGGUCUUCGUGUCGAAAUCGAGGCAGUGUCAGCGGCUACUUCUUGGCAGGUCGCUCAAUGCAUUGGAUACCGGUGGGCGCCUCUUUAUUUGCAAGCAACAUCGGUUCGGGCCACUUCAUCGGACUGGCUGGCUCGGGUGCCUCCAGUGGCAUUGCAAUUGCCAUGUUUGAGUUUAAUAUUGUCACGGUCCCCGAAUACCUCUGUAAGCGACUAGGUGGUCAAAGAAUUCGAGUAUACUUGUCCGUAGUUGCUCUCCUUCUCUACAUUUUUACCAAGAUCUCGGCUGACUUAUAUGCAGGAGGUAUUUUUAUUCAACAAGCAAUGGAAAUCUCCAUCUACCCUGCGGUAAUUUUACUCCUCAUAAUCUCAGCGCUUUUUACCAUUAUGGGAGGUUUGACUGCUGUCAUUUGGACGGACUUUGCUCAAACCGUUAUCAUGGUUAUUGGUGCCUUUUACCUCUCCAUCAGAAGCCUAUACCUAGUGGGAGGUUUCGAAUCACUGUUAGUCAACUACUUCAAUGGCAUUCCAAACACCACACGAGCGUAUAAAAGCGUGUCCUUCAAUCCUGGAAAUCAUUCAUUGACCUCUCUAAAUCCUGACCUCUACGGUGAUAAUGAGGAUCGUGAAAAAAUUCGUCUAAUGGCCGGCUCUGCGGCGACUGGCGUUGGCAUGUAUGCGGAGUGUCAGAUACCUGCAGUUGACGCAAUGAACUUCUUCAAAUCAGUCUCCAGUCCCGAUCUCCCCUGGACUGGAGCGGUGUUUGGUCUCACCAUUAAUGCUGUGUGGUAUUGGUGCACGGAUCAGGUGAUUGUCCAACGAACUUUAGCUGCUAAGAACCUCUCGCAUGCCAAAGGCGGUAUUAUUCUAGCCGCUAUCAUAAAAGUUCUUCCCCUCUGGCUUAUGGUUGUGCCAGGCAUGACAGCUCGAGUGCUCUUUGCAGGUAGGCGUGAGGUGAUCGAGUUAUUCCGUCCCCUUUGCUCUGCGUAG
This is a messenger RNA of Hydatigera taeniaeformis, 1101 nucleotides long. NCBI's taxonomy places the organism in Eukaryota, Metazoa, Platyhelminthes, Cestoda, Cyclophyllidea, Taeniidae. The record is from the annotation of a GenBank genome assembly.